GCGGCUGGUUGCGGUGUUGCCUGGCUUGGCGAGGGUCGGUUCGGUUGUGGGCUGGUUUAACAGCUGCUGAGGAGUGCUCUCGGGAAAGGCCGCGUGGUGCCUUGCCCUGGUGCCCUCCUUACGCCGUGUCGUGGGUGUCCCUGCCGGGGGAAGUAGCCGAAUUACUCCGUUUCUACAAUAGCGCUUAAGAGCCGCCGACCAAUCUCGUUAAGUGUUUGAAAACAGUGGAUGUCUUAAGUAUGCAGUCUGCUAAUGUGCUUCUGAAAAAAAUUGUAAGAAGUUCUGUCCUUCCAUUUGCUGCACAACAUGGGAUGAAAAAGGAUUUGUUUCCACUCAGUAGAACUCUGAGUUUAUCACUUUGCCUGAAGCAGGACAAUUCAUGCAAUCCCUCAGAAAAAUUAGACUUAGAUGCGUGGAAGAAGGUAAUGAAGUCUGGGUUGCGAGAAGAAGUCCGUGAGACAGUAUCUGAGCAUAAGGAACUUCCCUCUUUGGCGGCUGCACGUGAGCUUUUGGAGAUGUGGAGGCUAGCUGGGAGAUCAGUCCCAGAAAAUAUCAGUGAAGAACAGCUAAAAACCUUUAUGGAAUGUCCUUCCAAGUCAGCCAAAAAGAAGUAUUUAAAAUACUUGCAUCUCAAAGAACUUUACAAGAAAAAUGACAAGAGAAAGAUGGAUGAGAAAAGGGAAAGGAGGCUGGCAGCACAAGAACAAGGUUCAGAAACUGAUAAGACCAAAAAUACUUCAUUCAUAUGUUUGUGGGCCAACUCUAUGGAUAGAGCAUACAACUGGAGGGUGGCUCAGUCUAUGGUCUUUGGCCAACCUCUAGUAUUUGACAUGUCUUAUGAAAAAGACAUGUCCGUCCGAGAAGUUGCAAACACAGUGAGACAGAUAGUGUUAAGUGAAGGCAGCAAUCGAAGAUCUGCAGAUCCGUUCCACAUCCACUUCUGUAACUUGAAAGAUGACAGCCUCUACCACCAGGAAUUUGUCAAGCAUUACAGAGAGGCGUGGGGCAGAUUGCUCAUCACUGCGACUGACCAGUGCUACACACAGGUCUUUCCAAAGGAUAAGCUCAUCUAUCUGACUGCCGAUUCUCCCAAAGUAAUGAAAACAUUUGAUCAUGAUAAAAUUUAUAUUAUUGGGUCAAUGGUUGACAAGAGCAUAAAAAAAGGUGUCUCUUUAGCACAGGCAAAGCGACUGGGGCUGGAGACCGCAGCCCUUCCAUUGGAGAAGUACUUGCUUUGGAAUAGUGGUGCCAAAAGUCUCACACUGGAUCAAAUGACGCAUAUUUUACUAACCUUGAAAGAUACUGGAGACUGGAAGAAGGCUCUGGAAUUUGUUCCAAAAAGGAAAUAUUGUGGCUUUGUAAGCAAACCUGUGCAUGAACUGAAAAAAAGCUUAAACCUAAUCAACACACUUAAACUUGGAAAGAGGCAGGAAGAAGUUCAGAAGCAGUUUGCCAAGAACUACUUUAAGAAGCUAAGGCAAAAGUAGAGUGAUGGCCAGGAGAAGGACUUCUUAUGAAGUGCCCUUGAAUGUGCUCCAGGUUCUUGCAACUUCUAGAACUGUGUUCAGCUAUUUAUCUCAAAAGUUGCCUUUGUUGGUCAAGUUUGAAAGGACCUUUGUUAGGGAUUUAAAAAAAAAACACCUUAGUAUUCCAGCUGUUUGAAUUUAUUCACAGAUCAUUGAAAUUAUGUAAGAGAAACAAAGUAAUGAGUUCUAAAAAAAAUAUUCUGUACAAAGACUAUAAA
This is a messenger RNA of Apus apus (common swift), 1744 nucleotides long. It is a transcript of the gene TRMT10C, whose product is annotated as tRNA methyltransferase 10C, mitochondrial RNase P subunit. Gene Ontology annotation, cellular component: mitochondrion; nucleoplasm; nucleus. Gene Ontology annotation, molecular function: tRNA binding. Gene Ontology annotation, biological process: positive regulation of mitochondrial translation; mitochondrial tRNA 5'-end processing. Bases 240 to 1487 code for a protein of 415 amino acids. The transcript is spliced from 2 exons. Lineage: Eukaryota; Metazoa; Chordata; Aves; Apodiformes; Apodidae. The record is from RefSeq and is a predicted model, not a curated record.